CGGUCGAGAAGUGUGUUAACAUGGACCCGGAUCUCUGGUCACUUUACCAGCCAUACUGCCAUCUGCUGUCUGGACGUACCUGCUAUGGGAUAGUAGAAACACUAGAGCCAUACGCCGUUACCAAGGUCAAACGUGCAGGUGAGGUAGUCAUACACUAAAGCCAUACGCCGUUACCAAGGUAACAUGUGCAGGUGAGGUAGUCAUACGCUAGAGCCAUACGCCGUUACCAAGGUAACACGUGCAGGUGAGGUAGUUAUACGCUAGAGCCAUACGCCGUUACCAAGGUAACAUGUGCAGGUGAGGUAGUUAUUCACUAGAGCCAUACGCCGUUACCAAGGUAACAUGUGCAGGUGACGUAGUCAUACACUAGAGCCAUACGCCGUUACCAAGGUAACAUGUGCAGGUGAGAUAGUCAUUCACUAGAGCCAUACGCCGUUACCAAGGUAACAUGUGCAGGUGAGGUAGUCAUACACUAGAGCCAUACGCCGUUACCAAGGUAACAUGUGCAGGUGAGGUAGUCAUACACUAGAGCCAUACGCUGUUACCAUGGUAACAUGUGCAGGUGAGGUAGUCAUACACUAAAGCCAUACGCUGUUACCAAGGUAACACGUGCAGGUGGGGUAGUCAUACACUAAAGCCAUACGCCGUUACCAAGGUAACACGUGCAGGUGAGGUAGUUAUACACUAAAGCCAUACGCCGUUACCAAGGUAACAUGUGCAGGUGAGGUAGUCAUACACUAGAGCCAUACGCCGUUACCAUGGUAACAUGUGCAGGUGAGAUAGUCAUUCACUAGAGCCAUACGCUGUUACCAAGGUAACACGUGCAGGUGGGGUAGUCAUACACUAAAGCCAUACGCCGUUACCAAGGUAACACGUGCAGGUGAGGUAGUCAUUCACUAGAGCCAUACGCCGUUACCAAGGUAACACGUGCAGGUGAGGUAGUCAUUCACUAGAGCCAUACGCUGUUACCAAGGUAACACGUGCAGGUGGGGUAGUCAUACACUAGAGCCAUACGCUGUUACCAUGGUAACAUGUGCAGGUGAGGUAGUCAUACACUAAAGCCAUACGCUGUUACCAAGGUAACACGUGCAGGUGAGGUAGUUAUACACUAAAGCCAUACGCCGUUACCAAGGUAACAUGUGCAGGUGAGGUAGUCAUACACUAGAGCCAUACGCCGUUACCAUGGUAACAUGUGCAGGUGAGAUAGUCAUUCACUAGAGCCAUACGCUGUUACCAAGGUAACACGUGCAGGUGGGGUAGUCAUACACUAAAGCCAUACGCCGUUACCAAGGUAACACGUGCAGGUGAGGUAGUCAUUCACUAGAGCCAUACGCCGUUACCAAGGUAACACGUGCAGGUGAGGUAGUCAUUCACUAGAGCCAUACGCUGUUACCAAGGUAACACGUGCAGGUGGGGUAGUCAUACACUAAAGCCAUACGCCGUUACCAUGGUAACAUGUGCAGGUGAUAUAGUCAUACACUAAAGCCAUACGCCGUUACCAAGGUCAAACGUGCAGGUGAGGUAGUUAUACACUAAAGCCAUACGCCGUUACCAAGGUAACACUUGCAGGUGAGGUAGUCAUACGCUAGAGCCAUACGCCGUUACCAAGGUAACACGUGCAGGUGAGGUAGUCAUACACUAGAGCCAUACGCCGUUACCAAGGUAACACUUGCAGGUGAGGUAGUCAUUCACUAGAGCCAUACGCCGUUACCAAGGUAACAUGUGCAGGUGAUAUAGUCAUACACUAGAGCUAUACGCCGUUACCAAGGUAACAUGUGCAGGUGGGGUAGUCAUACACUAGAGCCGUGCGCCGUUACCAAGGUAACACGUGCAGGUGAGGUAGUUAUACACUAAAGCCAUACGCCGUUACCAAGGUAACACUUGCAGGUGAGGUAGUCAUUCACUAGAGCCAUACGCCGUUACCAAGGUAACAUGUGCAGGUGAGGUAGUCAUACACUAGAGCCAUACGCCGUUACCAAGGUAACACGUGCAGGUGAGGUGGUCAUACACUAGAGCCGUGCGCCGUUACCAAGGUAACACGUGCAGGUGAGGUAGUCAUACACUAGAGCUAUACGCCGUUACCAAGGUAACACGUGCAGGUGAGGUAGUCAUACACUAGAGCCAUACGCCGUUACCAAGGUAACACGUGCAGGUGAGGUGGUCAUACACUAGAGCCAUACGCCGUUACCAAGGUAACACGUGCAGGUGGGGUAGUCAUACACUAAAGCCAUACGCCGUUACCAAGGUAACACGUGCAGGUGAGGUAGUCAUUCACUAGAGCCAUACGCCGUUACCAAGGUAACAUGUGCAGGUGACGUAGUCAUACACUAGAGCCAUACGCCGUUACCAAGGUAACAUGUGCAGGUGAGAUAGUCAUUCACUAGAGCCAUACGCCGUUACCAAGGUAACAUGUGCAGGUGAGGUAGUCAUUCACUAGAGCCAUACGCCGUUACCAAGGUAACACGUGCAGGUGAGGUAGUCAUACACUAGAGCCAUACGCCGUUACCAAGGUAACACGUGCAGGUGAGGUAGUCAUACACUAGAGCCAUACGCCGUUACCAAGGUAACACGUGCAGGUGAGGUAGUCAUACACUAAAGCCAUACGCCGUUACCAAGGUAACAUGUGCAGGUGAGGUAGUCAUUCACUAGAGCCAUACGCCGUUACCAAGGUAACACGUGCAGGUGGGGUAGUCAUACACUAAAGCCAUACGCCGUUACCAAGGUCAAACGUGCAGGGACGCUCUCCCCAUCCCUGGAGCGAAGUCCAGUCGCACCGAAGACCCACAAGCCAUUGGAACCCUGCUUCGUCACCACUUGCGUCACUUCAAUAUCAGAACUAAAAGAGCUUAUCGCGCAUGUCCAGAAACGCUUGGGCAGCGAGAGCUUGCUGACAAAAGACAACCGCGCCUUGUCGAGUCUGGCGUGGUUACCCGUCGCGCUGCAGACGCUCCUGUAUUUCAUGACCUGCUCACAUCAAGUCGAUGUGGAUAUUACUGGGAUCCUUGCAAAUACUAAAAGGUCGCAUUCUCACCUACCGCCAUUGGUUGAAUGGAUUCGCGUCGCCAGCAUUCACGCUGAGCAUCGGGCCAGCGGUGUCGUUGAUGACGACGACGUCAGACAGGCGGCGAGGCUGCUAAUGCCAUUCACAGACUGCGAGCCACGCCUCCUCAGGUCAGACAGCUCUCAGUGUUGGUCCCCAGGUCUCUCCCCGUCAGCAUCGAUCGCAGCAUGCCAAUUUGAUAUGGGUUUGCGCAUGCUCUUGUGUGGUAAACGCGAACUCGCUCCGCAGGCUCUUACUACUUUGGGACCUGAGAAAAUAAAUGCCAUCGAUCAACAAGGCAUGACACCCCUGAUGCACGCAUGCGCACAAGGAGACGUAGACCUUGUCAAGUUGCUGCUGGACAAUCACGCCUACCUUGAUUCACAGGUCCCUCAUCGUGAUGCCCAACGAUACCCGCAGGUCGCCGCUGCUGUUCAGGGCUGGACUGCCAUCUGCUAUGCUGUAAUGAUAGGUCAUGUAUACAUCUGUCAGAUGUUAUUAGAUGCUGGAGCCAAUCCAAACGCGUCCCAGGGGACUGGAGCAGACGCAGCCCUUCAAUUGGCAGUUGCUGCAGGACACUAUGACCUAGUCUCGCUCUUGUGCGCACGCGGUGCUGACCCGCACGUCACGUGGGCGCUCGGACCGGGAAAGACUGGGUUUGGAAGUACAUUCGCUACCGCUGCUGCGUGCGGCCAUAGGAAGGUACUGCGCAAGCUCUUGGCUGAGCCACCGCCCGCCCGAGACUCGGAUAUGAUGUCACUAGAGGAGAUACUCUCUGAAGGAUCCCCGGUUUCUAAAGGAGGAAACAGCCCGAAGCUGAACCGAAAACGAAUGAAAGUCCUUCAGGAGGCAAUGUAUCACAGUAGCGAACAUGGCUUUGUGGAAAUUGCGAUGGAGCUCCGGAGUCUUGGGGUACCAUGGAGCCUGCAUUGCUGGACCCAGACCCUUUACCAUGCCUACGAGCAGGGUCAAACUGCGCAUGCUCGUUGCUUGUUCAGGGAUUUCCAGUCGAUACCUGUGAACGAGUAUACCGUAGAGUUCUGUGAGGACGGGCUAGCAGUUUUAUUCCACAUCUUUAGAGAAUGCGAGGACCUGAGCUUGAUGAAGGAUCUCGCGUCAGUUUUUUCCGCGUGUUUUGGAGAUGAACCGCUACCGACAAUAGAGGAGCUCCCCUCAACAGCUCCCAAAAUACGAAUAGGAGCAGAUUACGUCAAUAAUCAGGAGAUGUCAGACGUCACUUUUGUCGUCGAGGGAGAGCCAUUCUACGGUCACAAAAUCAUCCUCGCUACGGCUUCCCCGAGAUUUAAGCAAAUGCUGACGAUCAAGCCGUCUGAGAAUUCUGAGGGUCACGUGCCUUGUAUCGAGAUUACUGAUAUCAAAUACGACAUAUUCACGCAUGUGAUAAGGUACGUGUACAGCGGAAAAACACAGGACCCCCAGGAACACUGGAGAGUGCUAGAGCUGAUGCACGCCGCGCACUACUUCAUGCUAGCGGGAUUACGGCGGCACUGUGAGCGACUGACCGCUGACCGGAUGAAUGUGACCAAUGCCAUUCCUGCCUACAAAUGUGCUAAGUGCUACGAAGCAAAAGAGUUGCUUGAGUAUUGCGAAUGUUUUAUGCUGGCAAACCUCGAGACGAUGAUCGGAGAUAAAACUCUAAGGGAUCUUGUUUUGGGCGAAGCUGGACGCACGUUAAUCGCAUCCUUCCAGUAUCGCUUGCUUCAGCGUAUCAAGUCGAGGACAGCAAAACCCAAAGCGGCAUUUUGAGAAAACGCAAAACGCAUAAUCUCCUCAGGAUCUCAUGGCGUAGAGCGAGAAUACCCUGUGAUCGUCCUUGUGGGCUCAUUGUAGAGCGUGGGCACUAGUCAUAAUGAAACGAGGCGCAAAAUAGGCAGGGAUAGCGCUAAGGAGGGGCGAAAAUAAAAAGAUUGGACUGGCUAAGAUUUCAUCUUUUAAUGGCUUACUGCUGAUUCUUUUAGAGUUAAAAGUAUAAACCAUUUUUAUAGUUACUAAAUUACUUACUUACGACAUAUCUCUUUCUGGGGAUCAGUUAUACAUGUAAAAGAAUAAAAUGUCUUUGUAGACUUUGCCCUUAAACCCCAACUUGAAACGACUUAAAAGCAAUAAGUCAGAAAAGAUUUACUAAAAGCCUGGGAUUAAUGCUUGGUUUCUGCAGGCUUUUGUCAUGGUGAUGACUUGACCGUUAGAUCUAUACGCUUUUCCCGCUCACCCCACGAUAUUAAAAAAAUGAUCCCGACUACAGGGCAAACAAAUUAUCUUGAAAAAAGUUAUCAAUGUGCUAGACGUAUUUAUCAUGUGUUGUGUAUUGGUAUAGCCUCAAUAUAUUUUCUGUUUAAACAUGGUAAGGCCGAUAAUACUGAGGCGAAAAUAAGUUAUAUAAGCUGUUAAGUUAAUUCUAGUUUUACUCAAUAAAUCUGUCAGGAGAACAUUAAGAAUUCAAGAAAAAGUGCUUAUAUCUCAUAAAACCGAGGGAUGCUUCUACAUAUUUUCGAAUCGUCUUUAAAAAUUAUAUAUAUUAUCAUUAUUACUAUAUUCCCAUAAAGGUUUUUUAAAACCUAAUAUCUAAUAUCUCUCUAUAUAUAAUCUAAUAUCUCUUAAAAUAGAUAUUAGAGCUUCAAAAAAUUGUCCCGGGAUUGAAUGCUCCCCCUCCAAGAGAGCUUCCCGUGCAUACGAUACUUAAAUACUUGAUACGAUACAAAGAUUCCUCAAAAUAGAUUCCUCAAAAUAGUCAGACAAGCUCUGUCAGGUACAAAUUUAUUUGCUGGAUGUAAUUUCAUGCAGCUCUGGACCUGUUUUAUUUUAUCCAUCUUUUGAAUAGAGUACCUGUAAUGAAUAAUCGAAAAGCUUGCCCUUUCCACGUAAAGCUGCGAAAAUGUAAAAAAAAAUAAACAGAAUAAGAAAUACA
This is a messenger RNA of Nematostella vectensis (starlet sea anemone), 5966 nucleotides long. Its product is annotated as ankyrin repeat and BTB/POZ domain-containing protein BTBD11. Gene Ontology annotation, molecular function: DNA binding; structural constituent of chromatin; protein heterodimerization activity. The transcript is spliced from 17 exons. Lineage: Eukaryota; Metazoa; Cnidaria; Anthozoa; Actiniaria; Edwardsiidae. Bases 2960 to 4807 code for a protein of 615 amino acids. Gene Ontology annotation, cellular component: nucleosome. The record is from RefSeq and is a predicted model, not a curated record.